AGCCUGGGGACACCGGCCAGAACUGCUCUGCAUUACGCGUGUGCCUAUGGCCACAGGGAAGUGGUCCAUGUGUUACUCGACUACGAAUGCACCAUCAGUGUCUUCGAUAACGAGCAGUGCACUCCACUUAUUAAGGCCAGCCAGCGGGAGUUUCAUUUGUGUGUCGAUACCCUGCUGACACAUGGAGCUGAUCCGAACGACGCAGACAUGUACGGGAACACCGCGCUGCAUUACGCAGCUCUGAAUGAUGACUUAGAACUGGCAGAUCUACUGCUUGCCUACGAUGCAAAUAUCGAGGCAAAAACAAAGGAAGGCUUCACGCCAUACCUCCUUGCUCUACAGGAAAACAAAGAUUUUAUAGCAGAAUUUUUGGAACACAUGGGCGCAGAUAUACAUGCGGAGGAGCUGCUGGAUAGGAAACACCGUAAAAUGCACCGCAGGAGGAUGUGUAAGCAUACAGUGCGACGUCGAGAAGCAGCUCGCAGUACUUCUCCGAGCUUCUAUCGCAGGGCGACCAACAGAGGUGCUCGUGAUUCUGAAACUGAAAGAGACGAGCAAGACAAUGACUUCAAUGCCCAGGUUGAACGAGUGAGGAAGAAAUGCUUACUUAAGGAACUGACAGGCUCAGAGAAGUUACAUCGUAGAGCCGCAGCUACUGUUUCUGCUGCUGCCGACCCUGCUGCCCCUGGUUCUGGUAGCGCAGCUCCUGCCUCCUCUGCCGCUGCUGCUGAUGGCACUGAUCCUCCUGUUCCUGCUACUCCUGCCCCUCCUGCUUCUCCUGCCCCAACUUCUACUCCUGCCACUACUAUCCCUGAUGUUGACCCAUUCGAUUCUCCUGCUCCUUCUGCUUGUGAUACUCUGGAUGGUUCUGAUGCUCCGGAUGCACCUCAUAUUCCUGAUGGUACCGAUACUCUGCAUGGUCCCGAUUCUCCAGAUGGUCCUGAUUCUCUGGAUGUUCCCAAUCCUCUGCAUGAUCCUGAUACUCCCACUGACCUUUCUGCUCCUGCUGAUCAUGCUCCCCUUUCUUCUCCUAUAUAUCUGCACCUGCUCUUCCUCCUCGUCUUGCUUGUCUUCUUCCACCUGCCCCUGCCAUUCCUCAUGCCCCUGUUGUUCCUGCUGCUCCUAGUGAUGCUUUGUCCUUACCGUCCUCAUGCUCCCCUUGCCUCAUCUGCACCGGACACUGCUGAUGGUCCGGACACUUAUGAUGGUCCAGAUACUCCUGAUGGUGCAGACACUCCUGAUGAUCCAAACACUACUGAUGGUCCGAAUAUCACUGAGGGUAAUGAUAGUCCCAAUGGUCCAGACAAUUCUGAUCGUCCAGCUAAUGCUGAUGGUCCAGACACUCCAGAUGGUCCGUACAUUCCUGAUGGCUUGGACACUUCUGAUGGUCCAGUAUUUCCCGAUGGUUCAAAAUAUCCUGAUGUUCCAGACACAGCUAAUGGUCCAUAUACUUCUGAUGCUCCAGAUAGUACCAAUGUUUCAGAAUAUCCUGAUGGUCUGGUCACUCAUCAUGGUCCAGUAACUUCCAAUGCUUCAGAUAACCCUGAUCUUCCGGUCACUCCUGAUGGUCUGGACGCUUGUGAUUGUCCAGAUACUAUUAAUGAUUCAGACAAUACUCAUGGUCUGGUCACUCCUGCUGGUCCAGACACUCCUGAUGAUCUACACACUCCUGGUGGACCGGAUAGUCCUGAUAGUUCAGAUGAUCCCGAUGGUCCUAACACCUGUGAUGUUCCAGUUACUCAUGAUGGUCCGGAUAACCAUGAUGAUCUGGACACUUUGGAUGGUCCAGAUAAUACCGUUGUAUUAGAUAAUCCUGUUGGUCCAGACACUCCUGAUGUUUCGGACACUUCUGAUGGUCUGGAUAAGCCUGAUGGUCCAGAUAAUCCCGAUGGUCCAGACACUCACGAUGGUCCAGACACUCCUCACAGUAUGGACACUUGUGAUGAUCCUGAUACUUCUGCUGUUCCCAAUACUUCUGAGGCUCCCACUACUUCUGUUGGUUUUGAAAUUUCUAAUGGUUCCAGUACAUCUGAGAAUCCCCGUGUUUCUGAUGGUCCCGAUGCUCAGGAUGGUCCUGAUUCACCUGCACCUCCUGCUGCCCUUCUUGAUCCUGCUAUUACUGUGGAUGCUGAUGUGCCUGCCCCUCGUUCUGUUCCUGCCGAUGGUCCCGCAUCUCCUAAGGCUGCUGACUAUGAUGAUGAAAAACAUGCUCUAAAAGCUGUGAAAGACGUUCCAACUAAGGAGAAAAAUGAUAAAAAUGAAAGUGCUUGUCCUUUGGAGAAAGGAAACAAACAUGAAAUUACAAAAAGUCCAUUGAAAGAAUUGGUGAGAAUACCAACACCUAAGACAUCUACUGCAGAAAUGGACACACCGAAGGGAGUGAGCGGUCAUCUCGAGUCAGAUUCCACCAUCAGAAUGGAACGUAAUAAUCAAGCAUUUUCAUACAAAUGCCUAAUGAAUGGAGCCCCCUGCCCUCUGGCAGAAGAAAAGAAAAGUGAAAAUAGCAAAUUCACUACAAGCGAAUCCAUGUCUGCAUCAACCAGCGCGGGGUCUCCUUUUGAAAUGGGGACUGUGCCCGAACCGCAAGUUGACGGUAGUCACGUGUCCGGUGAUCUACACCGAACUGGGAGAAGAAAUGAAAGAGCCUAUCCUUUGGAGAAAGGAAAUAAAAGUGCAAUUACAAAAAGUCAAUUGAGAGAAUUGGUGAGAAUACCAACACGUGAGACAUCCACUUCAGAAAUGGACUCUCCUUACAGUCCUGACACUUCUGGUGGUCCAGAUACUCUUGAUGGUCCGGACACCCACAAUGGUCGGGACACUUGUGAUGGUCCAGAUACUACCACUGUUUCAGAUCAUCCUGAUUGUCCGGACACCCCUGAUGGUACAGACACUUCUGAUGGUCCACAUAAUCCUGAUGGUCCAGACAUUCCUGAGGGUCCGGACACUCCUGAUGGUGCGGAUAUUCCUGUUGGUUCAGAUAAUCCUCAUGAUCCGGACACUCCUGAUGGUCCAGACAUUCCUUUCAGUCUGGGCACUUCUGAUGAUACUGACACCUCUGAUGUUCUUGAUACCUCUGAGGGUCCCAUUACUCCUGUUGGUCCCAUAAAUUCUGAUGGUUGCAGUACUUCUGAGAGUUCCCGUGUUUCUCAUGGUCCCAAUGCUCAGGAUGGUCCAGAAUCUCCUGCUCCUCUUGCUGCCCUUCUGGAUCCUGCUAUUUCUGAGGAAGCUGAGGUUCCUGCCCCUCUUUCUGUUCCUGCCGAUGGUUCCGCAUCUCCUAAUGCUGCUGACUAUGAUGAUGAAGAACAUGCUCUACAAGUUGUAAAAGUCGUUCCCACUAAGGAGAAAAAUGAUAAAAAUGAAAGUGCCUGUCCUUUAGAGAAAGUAAACAAACAUGAUAUUACAAAAAGUCCAUUGAACGAAUUGGUGAGAACAUCAACACAUAAGACAUCUACGGCAGAAAUGGACACAUUGAUGGAAGUGAACUUUCAUCGCGUGUCAGGUGAAGUCCAGCACACAGGGAGCAGGCUUAAUGAUGGAGCUAGGGAAUCAAGCCAAGACGGCACGCUUUGUGAACAAGAGUCUACUGUCAGAUUGGAACGUAAUGAUCAAGCAUUUUCAUACAAAUGCCAGAGAAAUGAAAGAGCCUAUCCUUUGGAGAAAGGAAAUAAAAGUGCAAUUACAAAAAGUCAAUGGAGAGAAUUGGUGAGAAUACCAACACGUGAGACAUCCGCUUCAGAAAUGGACUCUCCUUACGGUCCUGACUCUUCUGGUGUCCCAGAUACUCUUGAUGGUCCGGACACCCACGAUGGUCUGGACACAUGUGAUGGUCCAGAUACUACCACUCUUUCAGAUCAUCCUGAUGGUCCGGACACCCCUGAUGGUACAGACAUUUCUGAUGGUCCACAUAAUCCUGAUGGUCCAGAUAUUCCUGAUGGUGCGGACACUCCUGAUGGUCUGGAUAUUCCUGUUGGUUCAGAUAAUCCUUAUGAUCCGGACACUCCCGAUGGUCCAGACACUCCUUACAGUCUGGGCACUUCUGAUGAUCCUGAUCCCUCUGAUGUUCCUGAUGCUUCUGAGGGGCCCAGUACUCCUGUUGGUCCCAUAACUUCUGAUGGUUGCAGUACUUCUGAGAAUCCCCGAGUUUCUCAUGGUCUCAAUACUCAGGAUGGUCCUGAAUCUCCUGCUCCUCUUGCUGCCCUUCUGGAUCCUGCUAUUUCUGAGGAAGCUGAUGUUCCUGCCCCUCUUUCUGUUCCUGCCGAUGAUCCCGCAUCUCCUAAUGCUGCUGACUAUGAUGAUAAAGAACAUGCUCUACAAGUUGUAAAAGUCGUUCCCACAAAGGAGAAAAAUGAUAAAAAUGAAAGUGCCUGUCCUUUGGAGAAAGUAAACAAACGGGAAAUUACAAAAAGUCCAUUGAACGAAUUGGUGAGAACAUCAACACCUAAGACAUCUACUGCAGAAAUGGACACAUUGGUGGAAGUGAACGGUGAUCUCGUGUCAGAGUCCGCUGUCAGAUUGGAACGUAAUGAUCAAGCAUUUUCAUACAAAUGCCACAGGAAUAAAAGAGCCUAUCCUUUGGAGAAAGGAAAUAAAAGUGCACUUACAAAAAGUCAAUUGAGAGAAUUGGUGAGAAUACCAACACGUGAGACAUCCACUUCAGAAAUGGACUCUCCUUACGGUCCUGACUCUUCUGGUGGUCCAGAUCCUCUUGAUGGUCUGGACACCCAUGAUGGUCUGGACACUUGUGAUGGUCCAGAUACGACCACUGUUUCAGAUAAUCCUGAUGGUCCAGACAGCCCUAAUGGUACAGACACUUCUGAUGGUCCACAUAAUCCUGAUGGUCCAGACAUUCCUGAUGGACCAGACACUACUGAUGGUGCGGAUAUUCCUGUUGGUUCAGAUAAUCCUCAUGAUCCGGACACUCCCGAUGGUCCAGACACUCCUUACAGUCUGGGCACUUCUGAUGAUCCUGAUCCCUCUGAUGUUCAUGAUACUUCUGAGGGGCCCAGUACUCCUGUUGGUCCCAUAACUUCUGAUGGUUCCAGUCCUUCUGAGAGUCCCCGUGUUUCUCAUGGUCCCAAUGCUCAGGAUGGUCCUGAAUCUCCUGCUCCUCUUGCUGCCCUUCUGGAUCGUGCUAUUUCUGCGGAAGCUGAUGUUCCUGCCCCUCUUUCUGUUCCUGCCGAUGGUCCCGCAUCUCCUAAUGCUGCUGACUAUGAUGAUAAAGAACAUGCUCUACAAGUUGCUAAAGUCGUUCACACUAAGGAGAAAAAUGAUAAAAAUGAAAGUGCCUGUCCUUUGGAGAAAGUAAACAAACGUGAAAUUACAAAAAGUCCAUUGAAAAAAUUGGUGAGAACAUCAACACCUAAGACAUCUACUGCAGAAAUGGACAAAUUGAUGGAAGUGAACGGUCAUCCCGUGUCAGAGUCCACUGUCAGAUUGGAACGUAAUGAUCAUGCAUUUCCUUACAAAUGUCUAAGAAAGGAAAGAGCCUGUCCAUUGGGAAAAGGAAAUAAAAGUGCAAUUACAAAAAGUCAAUUGAGAGAAUUGGUGAGCAUACCAACACCUGAGACAUCCACUGCAGGAAUGGACUCAAUGAUGGAAAUCAACAGUCUUUCCGCAUCAGAUUCCACAGUUGGAAAGGAAAACAAGUAUAAAGUAGUUCCAUACAAAAGGCUAAAGGAAGUCAAUAAUAGUGAAAAUGAUAUAACUGUAAUAGGAAAUGAAGAAAUGGAAAAACAUAAAGGUUUCUUGCACUUAAAUUGGAAACUAGGAACAGCACAUAAGAAACACAUUAAAAGGAGUGAGCCCCACUGCCCUCUGGCAGAAGAAAAGAAGAGUGAAAACAGUAAGUUCACUACAUGGGAAUCCGUGUCUGCAUCAACCAGAGAAAGGUCUCCUGUUGAAACGGACACUGCGCAGCCAGCGCAAGUUGACGGCAGUCACGUGCCUGGUGACCUACACCACACCGGGAGAAGGGCUGCCGAGAUUACAUCUACCGAACUCCACAAGGUGGGCGAGAGAGUUGAUAGAAGGAGCAGACGAUUUCACUCAUUCAGCAUAAACAACUUCAGACGCCUUAUCUUCUUCAGGUCCUUCGAGGUCCUCUGAAGUCUUUGGUGUUCAAUUGAGAACUCAAGUCAUAAUCCUCCUCCACGUUUAAGAAGAACACAAUACAUCUUUGCAUUUUGCAGAAACACUUACUAAGAUUAA
Molecule: messenger RNA, 6207 nt
Organism: Jaculus jaculus (lesser Egyptian jerboa)
Lineage: Eukaryota; Metazoa; Chordata; Mammalia; Rodentia; Dipodidae
Exons: 26
Coding region: 208-6105 (1965 amino acids)
Molecular function (GO): protein binding
Source: RefSeq, a predicted model, not a curated record